UGGUAUGGAACAUGGAAUUUGGGAGUUAUUCUAGUGGGAGACCUCAACCUUCCCCUCUCAGAACUAAAUAAAUCCAAAUCAAAAAAUAAACAAGAAGUUAAGGAGGCAAAUAAAACUUUAGAAAAUUCAAGAUGACAAACCUCUGGAGAAAAUUGAAAGGGAACAUAAAUGGGAAUAUAAAGUACCUGACAAAAAUUAAGUCUCUCUGUAUUAUUUAGUAAAUGGAAGAAGACAUUGAAACGGGGUGUGAGCUGAUCCUCAAGCAUUUGCCAUGGCUAUAAAGAACAAAUGUGAAAUUAGCACCAAAAUAUAAUUCGUCAACCCCUAAUAGUUUACUCUUUACUCUUAACAAUCCACACUCAACAGUAUUAUAGUAUAUUCAACUUUAUUCUAAUGUUCAGAAGUUUGCUCCAGUCCCCUCCCCCCGCCCCCCCCCCCCCAAGCUGGUAACAACUGAGAAAGUCAGAUGGAAGGAAUCCACCCCAACUGAGAUGGGACUAGUCUAGUGGGCUAAGGCUAAUGCUCAUUAAAAGGCUGCAUCUCAUUGGCCAAUCAGUGGAGAGAAAAGCGGAGAGCCAGUUAAUUAAGAAGUUGUAUCUCGAUCUUUGACCAAUCAAAAGGAACGAAGCCUGCAAGGAACCUUUAGGUAAUUACCACAGCAAUAGAAGUUAUAAUGUCCGCCAUGGCUCAGCUCUGGCCCCUGCUGCCACUGUCUCUGGUCCUGCUGAGCUUGUCGGUCUGGGAGAACCUGGACGUGCGGCCGCUGCCCUCCUGCUUCCACUAGACAAAAGACCAGCGCGUUGGUGCACUAAGGCUUGUACUCUGGGAGUCCAGCCGCCGGUGGGCGGCACAGGAUCCCAGAUGGGAAUCCUUCUAGCGACACAACCGUGCAUCCGGCUUUUCCUACGCUGACCUUGGCCUCAGUUUGCGGCCAGGUUCUCCGAACCUAAGCAGUGGGCAAACUUCUUCAAAGUGUCGGGCGCCAAGUGAGAACAAACGCAGGCGCACCCCAGAGAUAGGGAUGGGUCGACCUCCAGUUUGCAUAUGAGAAAACGGGCUUGGACAGGUAAAGGGUUUUCGAAAUCGAACUCAGACCUCUCCCUUAACUCCAAGGCUCUGCCCAUUAUUAACACCAACACCACCCCGCCUUGCUAGCAUCCUAAUCCAGGUGACACUUGAUCUCGUUUCCUCUAGCUGGACUCCAGAGAGAAAAGUUUAGGAGGCAGGAUAAGCCCCGCCCCGUCUUUCUCGACCACCAAUCAGCGCAGCAGGAAGGCGGAGCCCGCGCGCUAACCUAUGCCCAGCGACGGGAUCCGGGGGGGUUCCCCGGCGAAGUCAUAUGAAAUCUCUCGGAGAGGAAACUACGGUGGCCUCGAUGGCGGCUAUGGUGACUUCGGCCGCUCAGCGGCUGCUGCUGAUUCUGCUAGCCGCCUCGGCCUCAGCGCGCUACACCCCGGACUGGGAAAGCCUGGACUCGCGCCCCUUACCCUCCUGGUUUGAUGAGGCCAAGUUCGGCAUAUUCUUGCACUGGGGCGUGUAUUCGGUGCCGGCCUGGGGCAGCGAGUGGUUUUGGUGGAACUGGCAGGGCGCCCACUUACCAAACUACGAAAUCUUCAUGCACAGUUACUACCCCCCGGGCUUCUCCUACGCAGACUUUGCCCCCCAGUUCAGAGCCAAGUUCUUCGAUCCCAAGCUUUGGGCAAAGCUCUUCAAAGCGGCUGGGGCCAGGUAUGUGGUCCUGACCUCCAAGCAUCAUGAAGGCUUCACAAACUGGCCCAGUCCUACGUCUUGGAACUGGAAUUCUAUGGAUGUAGGGCCCCACCGGGAUCUGGUGGGAGAAUUGGGACAUUUCCUUCGAGAAGAGAAUAUCCAUUAUGGACUAUACCAUUCACUCCUGGAGUGGUUUAAUCCCUUAUAUGUACUUGACAAGGAUAAUAAUUUCACAACCCAGAACUUUGUCAUGACUAAGGCUCUGCCAGAAUUGGUUGAUCUUGUGAACAAGUACAAACCUGACCUGAUCUGGUCUGAUGGAGAAUGGGAAGCCCCAGACACUUACUGGAAUUCCACUGAGUUCCUCGCCUGGCUGUACAAUGAUAGCCCUGUUAAGGAUAAAAUUGUGGUUAAUGAUCGAUGGGGCAUAGACACUGGGUGUAAACAUGGGGGUUACCUUAACUGUAAAGACAAAUACAAGCCAAAGACUGUUCCAGAACGCAAGUGGGAGAUGUGCACCACCCUUGAUAAAAUGUCCUGGGGAUAUCGAGAAGUCAUGAACAACAGUGAUAUUUUGACUUAUGUUGAAAUCAUUUCGGAUUUAGUCGAUGUUGUAAGCCUUGGAGGCAACUAUCUGCUCAACAUUGGACCAACAAAAGAUGGAGUGAUUAUCCCCAUUUUUCAAGAAAGGCUUCUUUCUGUGGGAAGAUGGCUGAGCAUCAAUGGGGAAGGAAUCUAUGCUUCUAAGCCAUGGAGGGUACAAAUGGAACACACCACCUCCAGGCUAUGGUUCACCACGAAACAGUCUGCUGUGUACGUCUUCUUUGCUGACUGGCCCAUGUCUGGAAUCCUCCAGCUGACCUCCCCUGUCCCAACAAAUAUGACAACUGUGAUGAUGUUGGGAAUCCCAGAGUUGCUGAAGUGGUCGGAGGACUCCCUGGAUCGUAGCCUCCUCAUUUACCUUCCCAAACUCUCUCCAGAUCUAGCGGACAUGAAGAUCUGGACCCUCAAACUAAAGGGAGUGGAGUGAGGCAUCGUGUCCCACACCCCACUAAUGACUGUGACUCUUUACUAUUUUGAUUUUUGCUUCUAAGUCAGGAACAUGGCAAUAAAUUGAUUCCACUUUCACUUAACCCAGAGAGGCAUUUUCUGGCCCAUCUUAUUCAAAGGAAUUGUCCCAUUUACGUCAGUGGGGGCCUCCUAAGCCAGUGUCCCCUCGUCAGAAGAAAGGCUCUCAGGAGACACAUCUUCACAAAUGUCGGACACGAUUCAGGACAGGCAUCUCUCUUUUCCUCUCGCUCCCCACCCCAGUCCCCACGCCGGGAGAGCUGUGGUGGCUCAAUCCUGUAAAGAAGGGCCAGACAGAAGGAGAAAGGACGUAGAACAAGUCGGGUCAGACAGUGCCAAGUGUGUCGCUUUGGUGACCGCCGCUGGUUAAAGAAGCUUCCUCGGAUGCGAGCAGGAGCCAGGAAAAUGUAGCACUGAGCUAGCAGGGGGCAAGGGGGCCACUAGAAGACAAUGUGGAGCUCUGCAGGGGGUGUGAACUCAGCAACUUCUCUCCAGGGAGGCAGGGUGAGGAUGGCAUCCCCGGGGUUCCUGGCUUCUCAGACUUACCCCAACCACAGCUGAGGUCGAGAACUCCAAGUGGAACUCCUAACCGUGUUUGGGAAUGGAGCGGGUUGGCAGCUCCCUUUGGAGGCAUGCCGUGGGGCCCGGCAGAGUGGCACUAGGAGUGCCGAGGCUGCCCCUCUCCAGAGCCAGUCCUAGAACACUAGAGUAGGCCGGGCUUUAGUCCCAGAUUCAUGAUUCUGGCAGUUCCCUGAGGAGCAAACUUAGAUGGAUUCCUGCCUCAUUGGAAUAGGGGACGGAAGGGGAAAGGAUUCUUGGUGACAUCCAAAUGGUAGCGGACUUGCUUUUGUUUUCUAUUCUAAUCUGAAAAGCCAUGAAUGGCGUUUUUCUUGCUGUGAAAUUCCCUCUCAAAAUGUGCAAUUAAGGAACAAAUGAUCUAAUUUCACAUUCCUGCUUGUGCCUUUUUAUGUGUGAAUGUUUCAACACCUGCAAAAAAUAAACUUUUUCCAUUUAAAAA
This is a messenger RNA of Monodelphis domestica (gray short-tailed opossum), 3796 nucleotides long. RefSeq names its product alpha-L-fucosidase 1 (gene FUCA1). Gene Ontology annotation, molecular function: alpha-L-fucosidase activity. NCBI's taxonomy places the organism in Eukaryota, Metazoa, Chordata, Mammalia, Didelphimorphia, Didelphidae. The record is from RefSeq and is a predicted model, not a curated record. Gene Ontology annotation, biological process: glycoside catabolic process; fucose metabolic process. Gene Ontology annotation, cellular component: lysosome.